CUAAAAAAACAGGAAAUCAAAAACGAAAACUUCGAGCCUUUUGUACGGGCUAAAGUGGGUGAACUUACAGAAUUUUGUCAGCUUUCACAGACGCAGGCACAUCGCUGCAGCCGCAGACCUGUGUGUGUGUUUCCUUCACGAACAGAAGCUUUUGCUCCUAUUGUUUCUUCAGUUCCACAAAUGUCGUGCUUUGAGAGCACYAAGGGGAGUCUGGAGGAGGACAGCUAUGACGGAGCAGUUGGUGGAGAGCUGUCCGACUGUGCCUUGGCAAUGAUGGAGAAGGAACGAGAAUCUCUUCUAAGCCCUUCGGAAAGUCCUGGCACCUUCAUGAGCACCUCCUCCAGCAGUCUUCAGCCUGCUGCCCCCCUUCAGGGCUAUGACGUCGAGUUUGACCCACCCCUAGAGAGUAAAUACGAGUGUCCUAUCUGCCUCAUGGCUUUGAGGAAUGCCAUACAAACACGCUGCGGUCACCGCUUCUGCAAGAGCUGUAUUGAAAAGUCUAUUCGUGAUACAGGACAGCGGUGCCCUGUGGACAAUGAAAUGCUGUCAGAAGACCAACUGUUUCCUGAUAACUUUGCCAAGAGGGAGAUUUUAUCGCUAACUGUUCGCUGUCCAAAYUCUGGCUGCGGUGAGAAAAUGGAGCUCCGGCAAUUAGAGAAUCAUUUGGCACAGUGUCAGUUUGCCACCAUGCUUUGCCCACUGUGCCAGCAGGCUGUGAGAAAAACCAACCUAGAGGAGCACAAGACUGUCGAGUGCCAAAAACGACUUGUCUCAUGUCCAGACUGUGUGACAAGCUUUUCUUACGAGGAGAAAGAGCUUCAUGAGCAGCAGUGUCUUUUUGCCAAUGUGAAGUGUCAGUACUGUGAGCUGGAACUCAUCAGAGACCAAAUGGAAUCCCAUUGUGAUGCAGAUUGCCCCAAAGCACCUAUUGCCUGUAAUUUUAGCAUGUUUGGAUGUAAGGAGAGGAUGCAACGCCAUGACCUGGCCCAGCACAUGCAGGAGUUCACACAGAUGCACAUGCGCUACAUGGCUGAAUUUUUGCGUGGCUUCUGCCUCAACGGCACCACGCCCAAACCUUUGCAAAUGCUUGGCCCUUCCGUUUCCACCGAGGACCAGGGCGCUGCGGCAUCCGUGCCAGCCAGCGGUGGGCUCAGGAGAGCUGCGAGCUGCAGCAUCAACACGACAUCGUGUCAGCCCAGCGAGGAGAUGCAGAGGCUCAGAGAGAUGGAUGGACGACUGGUAAAGCAGGAUCACCAGCUGCGCGAGCUUAUCAUCUUGAAAGAGACGCAAGCAGGGCAGCUUGCAGAGCUCAGGCGUCGGGUGUCUGUGCUGGARGAAACGAUAAAGGAACUAGAGUCCCAGCAGUGUCACGGCAUCUUCAUCUGGCCCCUCAGAAGGUUCUCAGCCCUCUGGCGCAACCAAGAAACAGGAAACUCGGUGGUCGAGCACAGCCCUGGCUUCUACACWGGUCGUCCAGGCUACAAGCUGUGUCUGCGUUUGCACCUGCAGAGCCCCAACGCCCCGCGCUGUUCCAACUACAUCUCYCUCUUUGUCCACACCAUGCAAGGAGCUUUUGACGGGCAGCUAACCUGGCCGUUCCAAGGCAACAUCCGGCUCGCCAUWCUCGACCAGGGACCCGAGCCUCAGCACCACGUGGAGGUCAUGGAGACGAAGCCGGACCUGCAGGCCUUCCAGAGGCCCACCAUUAACCGCAACCCUAAAGGAUUUGGCUAUGUCACCUUUAUGCACCUGCAYCAGCUGAAUCAGAGACCGUACAUUAAAGACGACACGCUCUUGAUUCGCUGUGAGGUUACGCCACGCUUUGACACUGUAGUUCAUCGCGAAGGACCAACAGUACAGCCAAGAGGACCUGAAGCAUCUAUUUCAAAAGACUAAAGCUCAUUGUUGUGGUGGUAUGUAAAGUUUGUCUUUGGUGUUUCAGUAUUUGUUCAGUUAGUAUCAUGGACAUCAGAGGAAAACUGACACCCACAGUCAUUUAUAGAAGCUCCAGUGCUAGUAUUUAUUUGUUUUCCAUCUUCAAAAUAUCUUAGGUUUUUAUUGUUUUUAAAUUGAUUUAGUGGUAUGCAAGUUUGUCUCAAAAGGCCUGAUGUUGAAAAUGUGUCAUACAUAGGCCACAGUAUCACUCAGCGGUAACACAAUUUUACAUAGAGUGAGUUUGUUGAGUUAGAUUCAAUUAAAUUCAUGGCCCGUGGACACAGUUUUAAUUUUGGUAUACAAGUGGGUGUUGCAAAAUUAUCCUAUUUUGUAUCCAUUCUCCACUGCUUUAGAGGCAACAGGUCCAGGACCAUGUGUUAAAUUACUGACAGUGUAGUAAUAAUGCAGAGUCACAUCUGUGUUUUCUUUCCUGUAGGGUGUGGAGGUUUUGAUUUUGUGCAGGAUCUAUAGACUGUGUUUUAGUGGUAAGAGUGACCCAUUGAAGAGUUUAUUGCACAUUCUAAUUGACACGUUAGUCKAUGAAAUUACAUUUUUAAUAUUAAAGUUAUGCUUUUCGCUUUAUUGCCUCACAUCCCAAAUACAGUACAGUACAAGGUUUUCAGUUAUGAAAAAUAUUAAUGUGCUCAUUCAAACAUGUUUCUUUUCUUUCAGUUUUCUGUGCAUGGUGAACGUAGCAUCAUCAGAAUCCAGACUAAAGAUUUCAGUUUCUAAUUGUGGUUGUAAGACACAAAAUUGGGCUCGUGGUAUUUUUAAACAGAACAGUGAAAAGAAAAGUUCUAUAUUAUGCUACAACAGUGGAAACAUAGAAUUUCAUGUCCAAUUCAUUCACAACAUAGCCCAGGUGUUAGUGGGUGGACUCUGCUCCAGCAUAGGUCUAUGGUCCAUCACAGGUCCAACAUUCAAAAAGACUCAAAACAUUUUCAUAGAAUAGAUAUUGUGUGGUUUAAUUUGACCGUUUACACUAAAACUGUACCGCACCUCAUUUAACAUAAAGAACAUUGUAAAAAAUCUUAAAUGUAUGUGCUGUUCAAAAUUAUUUUUUAAUUUUUUAAAAGAAAUCCUUGUGGCUUAAUCUACACAAAUUUAGUAUAGAGAUGUUGUCAGCUUGGAAGAUUUUCUGUUAUGCAGUUCUGCUUUGUUUUUUUUUUUKUUUUGUUUUUUUCAGCAUUCAGCACUCAUGUUUUUUUUUUUUCUCUUCUGCGCACACACAUUACUUAUGACAGAAUGCACAGUACAAUGUGUUUCACACAAGUGCCUGGCUAAUGUGAUCAAGUCAAGUAUUUUAUUUUUUAUGGUUCUGUUCUACACAUACAAAAAUACAACAUAAUAACUCAGUGUUGUUGUUUUACAGUAAACAUGCUGCUUUGACCCUGAUUUGUUUU
Austrofundulus limnaeus is the source of this 3338-nucleotide messenger RNA. RefSeq names its product TNF receptor-associated factor 6 (gene traf6). The transcript is spliced from 8 exons. Gene Ontology annotation, molecular function: ubiquitin protein ligase activity; tumor necrosis factor receptor binding; zinc ion binding. Gene Ontology annotation, biological process: regulation of canonical NF-kappaB signal transduction; regulation of apoptotic process; innate immune response. Gene Ontology annotation, cellular component: plasma membrane signaling receptor complex. NCBI's taxonomy places the organism in Eukaryota, Metazoa, Chordata, Actinopteri, Cyprinodontiformes, Rivulidae. The coding region runs from base 181 to 1896 and encodes 571 amino acids. The record is from RefSeq and is a predicted model, not a curated record.